GCGUCACCGGCAACGGCCGGGAAAAGCCGGAGAAACAAAGAACAUGGCGAGGCAAGGAGGAGCCUACGCCGYCUCAACCGCUGGGAAGGGCGCUCCGGGGGCGUACAAUGCCCGGCGCGGGGCGGGCUCGCUUCUCUCCGCCCCCUUUCCCCGCCCCUGUGGCCGGGCUGGCGGGGGGCUGGGACGGAACGGAGCGGGACAGGACUGGGUGGACUAGACUGCACUGGAGGUGGACGUCGGGAGUGGGCCCGCUGCCUGCCGCAAGUUUCGCCCGGAGUGGGAAAGUUGGGCGGGACCCGGCCAGAUUCUUGGAAAUCUGAGGAGCAGUCUUUGGCUGAUGAAGAAUGUAAUUCUCCCCGGAGGUGUGGGUAUCUCUUAUGAAGGGGACUGAAGUAGGAUCAGCUGAUAUCCAAGAAGCACAACUUCAGGACGUGCAAGAGUACUUUGGAGUGAACUGGCAGUAAGCCUUGCAGUAGCAUGGUGGCAGUAACACUGGCUGUCCCCUGGAGAUGAUGAAGCUCAGCCUUAUUUUGAACUACUUUCGUAGACCUCCAACUUGUUCACAAAGGACUUAACACUGAUUUGGAUUCAUAUGAGUGGUGAUGGAACUGAGCUGACAGCCAAGCCAAAGAGAAGCUUCUACGCAGCAAGAGAUUUAUACAAGUACCGACAUCAGUAUCCACAGAACUUUAAAGAUCUUCGGUAUCAAAAUGACUUGUGCAAUCUCCGGUUUUACAAAAAUAAAAUCCCGUUCAAACCUGAUGGGGUUUAUAUUGAAGAAGUCCUAAAUAAAUGGAAAGGAGACUAUGAGAAACUGGAACAUAAYCACACUUACAUACAGUGGCUUUUCCCACUGAGGGAACAAGGGCUGAACUUCUAUGCUAAAGAAUUAACUACAUAUGAAAUUGAGGAAUUCAAGAAAACAAAAGAAGCAAUUAGAAGAUUCCUUUUGGCUUACAAAAUGAUGUUGGAGUUUUUUGGAAUAAAACUAAUUGAUAAAACUGGAAAUGUAGCACGAGCUGCUAACUGGCAAGAAAGAUUUCAGCAUUUGAAUGAGUCUCAACAUAACUACUUGAGAAUCACUCGAAUUCUGAAAAGUCUUGGUGAGCUUGGAUAUGAGAGUUUCAAAUCUCCCCUGGUAAAAUUUAUUCUGCAUGAAGCUCUUGUGGAAGAUACCAUUCCCAACAUUAAGCAAAGUGCUCUAGAAUAUUUUGUCUAUACUAUUAGAGACCGAAGAGAAAGGAGGAAACUGCUGAGAUUUGCCCAGCAACAUUAUACACCUUCAGAGCAUUUUAUCUGGGGACCCCCAAGAAAACUGAAGACAGAGGGAGGCAAAGCAAAUAAAAAGCCAGCAUCUCCAGUUUCUAUUCCCAAUAGUCAUAUUUCUAAGCAUAAGAAACCAAAAGAGCCUAAGAAUACAUCGGCUAGUGGAAGCUCAGCUGGUAAAACAACUGAAGAAAGAAAGGUAGAAUUCACAAAAAAUGGGGAAGAAAAUGAUCAGGAUGAACAAGAAGUGAACUGUGAUGCUGUUAGGCAGAACAACAGUGAAAAGAACAGUGAAACUGAUACCGGCCAGCUUUCAAAAUCAGAAGAAAUUCAUGAUACUUCAGACAGAAAGGAGGACGCUUCUCAUUCCAAAAAAGAUGAUGAAAAUCCGAACAAUGACUGUGGAAAUCACCCAGGCAUUACAGAGAAAGAUUUAUGUAACACUGAGAAUUCUUCAGAUGACAUAUCAGCAGAUCUACAAGAUAACCUUGAUAAGGAUACACUUUCAGGGGGCACCACCACAAAAACGAAGGAUGAGCUCAAACCAUGAGUCUGAGAUUUAAAAAAUCUUUGUUUCACAUUGAAUGAAGCAAACUGUUCAUUGCUCCUUCAUAUUGGUUGAAAUUUCCAUCUAGUGCAAGUUCACGAGACUAUGCUUGUUGCAAAUGCAUCAGAUUAGGCUUCUGCUGGGUUAAUGAAUUUUGUUUUUUUCAAACUUAGUUUAUCAACAGUCAGCCAGGUGUGUCUCUUUGAAACAAUUGUGCAUAUUGAAAGCUAAGAAGUUGAUUAUCUUUUCCAGCCAGAUUGCACAGAAAAGCUUAUCUACUUUUAAAAAUUCAGCCAGUACUUAAAAAAAAAAAAACAGUGUAACACCAAAAAGCCUUGGAACAUAAGAAUUUUUAAGUUUCUUUUCACUUUCUUUUAAGCUUGCUUUAAGUUCCAUUUUCCAUUUAUAAAAUUACUAUAAAUUAUUUCAAGAACACAGUUUUUACCCUAGUGGUUAUUUUUUUAGGAACUAUGUUCAUGUUUAACAGCAGUGUUUGCACAGUAUCUUUUACCUUAGAUUAGCAUCUUUGUUGGAGGCACUUAACAACGGAUAUCGUAUAUCAUGUCCUGUGCAGCUGGAAAUCACUGUACAUUGAAUAAAAGUUUAAACUUACAAUGGAACUGUAUCCACAGCUUUUGGAUACAAGGGAAGUUGCACUUUAGACUUCUUUUAGUCCCUGUUAAAUUCUCCCUUCUCUUGACUCAUUUGUGGCAGUUAAUCUGGGGGGAGGGGUCUCUUCUAUCAGCCRAUUUUGGUCUCAGUUUGAAAGCUCCCUGUUGCUGAGCUGUGAUAAGGCAAAUCCCCCAGUUGCUUCAGUACCUGGAAUGCUUCUGGGCAGCUGAAAAGCAGUGCCUAAUCAGCAAAGCCAACAGAGAAAAGGUCACCAGGCRUGCUAAGUUGGGUCAUACUAGAACUCUGAUGUUUCUUGGCCAGUUUUGGGUAGGGUCUGCACAAUACAAGACCACUGCUGCUGGUCUCAGAGACAGAGGCAGUCCUGAUGUGUCUUUCCAGCUGUCUGUUUCCUCUCUUUGCUCUCUAUCAUAAGUCUCUCACAGUUUUAUGUUACUUUGAUAAUCAGCAGAGACUUGAGGCAGGCCAGUCUGUUGGCCUGGCUGGAGCCCAACAAGUAGGAAUUUCCCUUUUAAGAUCUUUCACAGCUUCUGCUGAAGAAAUGUCUGCUUUCCCUGAGUAGCUUCUUCUGAUUUCCUGCUAUUCAAAUCAAACAAAAUAGUACCCAGCAAUUUAGUUAUGCAAAAUAUGUAUUAAAAAAUAAUGCAGRUACAAGUCACACUUCCURCRGUCUUAAAAUACUCUAAAACUUCURUAUGUGUUUUUUAUUUAAAAGUAUAUUAUCCCUGCCUUUAAUGUAUUUCUAAUUAAAUGUUAUGAGGCAAGGGGCUGGCUGGAGUCUGAGUGUCAGAAUGCUACAGGACUUUAUUCAAGUCUUGUAACUCAAAGUGAUGAGGUUUUCAGGGGUUUCAGAGCAUGGACAAAAUGUCUUAUAUUCUGUUUUGCUAAUGCCUGUCAUGGCAAUGCAUCAUCCGUUGUUUUUCCCAGGUAGCGCUGGUUCUCGGGAUCGAAUAGAGUGGUAUUUAGGGAUCUUGGUACCCAUAGACAAAGAUCAGGCUCUUUCCUUCCUAAAGAUGAAGGGAAGAAGGAAGAUGUAUUUCCCCUUCUGUGCUGACUUGUGAGGAAAGGAACUUACGCACAUGGAUUUUUUGUUUAGGGUAACCCAGAUCAUUCAAGUAGGCAUUAAGUCUGUCUAAUGCCCCAAAGCAUUCCUCCUGCUGCCACAGCGUUUUUAAGGCCAAAAAGAUCCUCAAAAGCCUUUCACAGUUCCCUGAACUUGAACUGGGAUCCCCUUGUUUGUGUUUGCCUCUGACCUUCAGAACAGAAGGCUGAGGAAAUGCUGUGAUAAAACUGGUCUGUGUAGUUAAGGACUCUGCCCCUCCAUGUGUGCAAAGUGGGGGAUACUUCAUUUUCUGUCUGUGACUUUUUCAAUCUUGAGUGCCUAACCAUGCAACCUUCAUAGUGUUGUUUUUACAUGGUUAUUUCUUGAGUGGCAUAGGGAAAAUGGAUGGCUGGUGUAUAAGGAGCAUAACUAUAGCAUAAGUARCUAUUACAAAGCCUUCAAUUUAUGGAUUUUAG
This is a messenger RNA of Malurus melanocephalus (red-backed fairy wren), 3961 nucleotides long. It is a transcript of the gene OGFRL1, whose product is annotated as opioid growth factor receptor like 1. NCBI's taxonomy places the organism in Eukaryota, Metazoa, Chordata, Aves, Passeriformes, Maluridae. The transcript is spliced from 9 exons. Gene Ontology annotation, cellular component: membrane. The record is from RefSeq and is a predicted model, not a curated record. Gene Ontology annotation, molecular function: opioid growth factor receptor activity. The coding region runs from base 593 to 1816 and encodes 407 amino acids.